GCCAUAUAAUGUGUAACAUUUCGGCUAUUAUUUCAGAGGGUGGAAUGGGCUCCAAUAUGUUAUUUGUUCAAUGUAAAUGACAUGUUGGCUACUACUUGAGUCCCCCCCACCCCACCCCCACCCAGCAGGGCAGUGGUGUAGGGUGAGCCCUCAUACGCCACAGCUUUCACCCCAUUCAUUCCGUGUAGCAGGAAGCUAGGCAGCCUGCAAUUUCGACAAAUUAUGCAGUUUAGGGGCCAUUUCACUAGUUCAUUGGUUUUCACUGAGCUGUUAGGCGCUCUUGGCAGUAGUCUUCUAAAUAAUUAGUCGACCUAACUGACUACACAUUGGAAAUUCACGGGAAGGUGCACUCGGGCGUUGUUUGAAAUUGGGGUUGGUACAAUAGAUGCUUUCGGUAUUAUUCGGGGUGUACACGUGGGGAUGCCGACCAGGCAUAUUGUGAGUAUUUAUUGACAAGUAGAUCGUGACAAGAGAGGGUGCAGAGCCGGAAGAGAUGUGGAGGGGGUGAUGCCCCCCCCCCAGUAUGGGGUCUUUGCUGAAUUAUCCGCUGAGGACCGCAGGCAGCAGCUCGGACGGGACGGAGGACUCGGAUUUCUCCGCCGACCUCGAGCCCACCGAAGCUUCCGAGAGUGUGCGCAGGCGCAGCAGCACGCGCCUGACUCGCGCGUCACUGCGCCUCAGCCAGAGCUCGCAAGAUAACUGCAGCUCAGUACGGAGCAGUUCCCCUGCAGCCGCUGGUCCUGAUGAAGGCCAGGAUUCAGCAGCAGAGUCGGCAGCAACGGCAGCAGUGGCAGCAUCCGUCUUCGCCUCCGGGCGCAGGGUCACACGCAGCCAGCAGGGGGCGACAAACACCACAGCCAAAAAAUACCCACUGCGUCAGAGCAGGUCGUCUGGCUCAGACACCGAGGCUAAUGCAGACCUGAAGCAGGGAGUGGACCGGGACGAGACCCCUCCUCGCACCCCGACAGGUAACGCACCGUCCUCAGAGUCAGACAUCGAGGUUUCCAGCCCCAGCAAUGACCACGUGUCCUCUAGCAACGAUAUCGUAGUUUCGCAAGAGGAGGACGAGAGAUUGGCCAAAGAGCUGUCACUCAAAGAGGCCGCCGCCCACGACCUUUCCCACCGGCCCAAACGACGGCGCUUCCACGAGAGCUACAACUUCAACAUGAAGUGUCCCACACCUGGGUGCAACUCAUUGGGUCAUCUAACAGGGAGGCAUGAGAGACAUUUCUCCAUAUCGGGAUGUCCUCUCUACCACAACCUCUCUGCUGAUGAAUGCAAGGGCAAGGCAUCGACACGCGACAAACAGGCUGAGGAAAGGACGCUGUCGCACCGCCAGGAUGAGAACAGACACUCCACAAGAAACCAGGCCCCCACAGAGCGUCAGCUGCGCUACAAGGAGAAGGUGACGGAGCUGAGGAGGAAGAGGAACUCAGGACUCAAUAAGGAGCAGAAGGAAAAGUACAUGGAGCACCAUCAGAGCCACGGAGCGAGCAGGGAGCCGCUGCUGGAGAACAUCACCAGCGACUACGACCUCGAGCUGUUCAGGAAAGCGCAGGCACGUGCCUCGGACGACCUUUCAGCAAACCCUCCUCUGCAGCCACAGGAGGAGUCUGAGAUAUUUUUGGAGAAGCUUCGUCUGGCCGGCCAGGUGUCGGAGGGCAGCAACAUGAUAAAGACCAUUGUGUUUGGUCGCUACGAGCUUGAUACCUGGUACCACUCUCCAUACCCAGAGGAAUACGCCCGCCUGGGGAGGCUCUACAUGUGCGAGUUCUGCCUUAAGUAUAUGAAGAGCCAGACCAUUCUGCGCAGGCACAUGGCCAAGUGUGUGUGGAAGCACCCUCCAGGUGACGAGAUCUACAGGAAGGGGAACAUCUCUGUCUUUGAGGUGGACGGAAAGAAGAACAAGAUUUACUGCCAGAACUUGUGUCUGCUGGCGAAACUCUUUCUGGACCACAAGACUCUGUAUUACGAUGUUGAACCUUUCCUCUUCUAUGUCAUGACCGAAGCUGACAACACAGGGUGCCAUCUAGUCGGAUACUUCUCCAAGGAGAAGAACUCUUUCCUGAACUACAACGUGUCCUGCAUCCUCACCAUGCCGCAGUACAUGAGGCAGGGCUACGGCAAGAUGCUCAUAGACUUCAGUUACCUGUUGUCCAAGGUGGAGGAGAAGGUGGGUUCACCUGAGCGCCCACUGUCUGACUUGGGCCUUAUCAGCUACCGGAGUUACUGGAAGGAGGUGUUGCUGCGCUACCUGAACAACUUUCAGGGCAAGGAGAUCUCUAUCAAAGAGAUCAGUCAGGAGACGGCAGUGAACCCAGUGGAUAUUGUCAGCACACUGCAAUCCCUCCAGAUGCUCAAAUACUGGAAGGGAAAGCACCUGGUUUUAAAGAGACAGGACCUUAUCGACGACUGGAAGGCCAAGGAGACCAAACGUGGUAAUGGCAAGACCAUUGACCCCACAGCCUUAAAAUGGACACCGCCUAAAGGGUCGUAGAGGAGCUUCCUCUCUCACUCCUAACCCAAAACACACACACACACACAAACAGAUCCUCCUCCGCACACUGGCAUGCUCACCGUGAGCCUAAACCCCCCCACACACACACACUCUUGUACAAAACGCUUUCAGCAGCUACAGCACAUUCAGUCACUUACAGAGUCAGCCAUUACUCUGGGUUCAGCAGGCAUUGUCGUGGCUCGGGAAAUUGACUUCAGUCCAAAAAAAUACAACAUUAGCUCAAUGAUAGGAUGCCUGUCCAGAGUAUAAAACUUUGUUUGGACAUUACAUGAAAUUAGAAGAAAAUGAGCCUAAUACAGGAAUGAAUUAUCAGAAAUGUUUUCCAUGCUUAAAAUCUGGCUGUGUGUUGUCAGUUUGUAAGAUCUGGCUCUGCAAAAUUUGACCAAGCUGCAGCCAUCAAGGGAUCAGGGAGGGCUUUGUUUGAAAUAAACAUUUAAAAUUGUACUGUAUAGCAUCAUUGCAAUAUUGCAGCUUCAGAUGUCCUUGAAUACUUAGUUGAGCUAAUUGUAACAAAAGAGUUAUAGUUUAGAUGUACUGAAAGCAAUAAGCAAUAUGUUUGAUGACAAACUAGACUCUAUAGCCUGGUGGUCAUACAUGGAAACAACUGUAUGCCACUGGCUGUUACUCACUUAAAUUCUAGUAAUAUAUUACAUGGCCUUUUUGGAUUUUGCUAAUUAGUUUUUUGUAUGGAGCCCCAAAGUGUGCAAUAUUAAAUGCAUAAAUAAUUCUGAAAUAAAUAAUCACAUAAAUAAAUUGUGUAAAAUAUAUAAAUUAAACAAUAGUUAAAUAAUUUAAGAAAUUAUUCAAACUCAAAUCAAAUGUCAUUUCAUCAUUCUUAUUUUCUUAGUUUUAUAGGUCUUCUUUUUUUAUUAUAUAUAUAUAUAUAUAUUAAUAGAUCAUUUUUAUUUCACAAUGGCCUUUUUCAAGAGUCUAUUAAUGUCAUAAAUGCACUUUUCCCAGUAACUUUUAUUUCAUUUCAUAAUGUCACAUUUCAUAAUGUCCUUUGUAUUUCAGAUGUCACUUUUCAUGUCAGUGGCGUCACCGCUCUCUCACUUUUCAGCCAAUCACAUGCCCCCUUGCCAUUUAAGCUAGCAAGCUUCAACAACUGCUACCAGGUUUAGUUUCUGUGUCACUGUCAAUGGGAGAAAAGGCCAUUUUGAAAGAAAAUAUAAUGAAAUAAAAACGAUAUUCAAUAAAAUUCUGUUAUGAAAAUGAAUGAUAAAAUAACAUUUCAUAAUAAUGAGUUAAGUUUUGAUAAUUUCUUCAAUUAUUUCAUGAAUUGUUGGUUCAUUUAUAUAUUUUACACAAUUUAUUUAUGUGAUUAUAUAUUUCAUAAUACCUUUUAUAUUUAUUAAAUUUUGAACACGUUGGGUUUCUAUAGUAGAGAAGCAGAUAUUCAUCAUUUAUGUUUAGAUUUAAUAUUUUCGGUUUCAGGCUCCAACUAAGAUGCGUGUCCAACAUACAGUAUGACUAAAACAAGAAAAUAACGAGAAACGUAACAGCCAGUGAUGUCAGUCUACGUAGGAUCAUUCACUGCUGAUGUCUCCUCGACUUCAUUUGUUUUCUGAAAAGUGAAAGUAAUUAUGCAUUGUUAGUGCACCUCCACCCAGACACUUGAUUAGCCAAGAGCACCAGGCACACCGGCUAAUCCAAUCUGCGACAGCUGGUAUUGAACCUGCGCUUCAUUUCAUUCUGUUGUGGAGACGGUCGACACAACGCAGGUCGGCAGUACGUUGACUCAUGCAGCGCGUUUAGGCAGACACAGACCAGCUGGCUGUGAUUAAACAGGACAAGGCCUGGGUCCACAAUGCAUAGUUUCUAGGAAUAGGACUUCGAUUUACCACUCAGGUCACAUGACUAAAUACAGAGUUCCCACACAGACUGGAAAAGGCAGUUGCAAAAAAAAAAAGAAAAGAAAAGAAAAGGAAAACUGAUGAAAUAUUACCUAAUAUUAACUAUAUUCUCAUUUCACAUGUUGUGGUACUUAAUGAUGUGACGAAUGGGUAUCAGCUGCAGAGUGAUGUUGCCUUACAUCAUGCAUCCCAUCAACUAAAGGUUUUUUGAAUCAAGAGUAAAAUCAGUAACUCAGUGUCUCUCUCAUGCAACAAACACACACACAUUGUGUCCAGUAUUUAACCCAUCACAGCAGUCAGGCGGUUAGUCAGGAAGCUAUAGCUGCCAUUGGCCAUGUUUGGAGUGUGUUAUGUCACCAGGAUGGGACCUACCUGGAUGUGUUUUGUGACCACCUGUCUUGCCUUCUUUUUUAACCUUUAGGUGCGCCCGCACCUGGCACAUUGCUAUUUAAAUGGCGGAUGAAUGGCGCAUUAUAAAAACCACACAUUGAUUUUUUUUUUUUUUAAAGUGUAAUGCAGACUUGCAGCAGAAAGAGAGAGAGAGAGAGAGAGGGAGCGUGCGAAUAUGGCCAGAAGUGUCGAAGUGAUAUAAAGACUUUCUUUGAUCAUAAAGACUAAUAUUACUCUAAAAUUCUGUGUUUUAUCAGUGAAGUGAAUGCACUACACGCUCGUCUGCAUGAAACGUCUGUAUCCUCACCGCGCUGCUUUAUAAUAAACUAAGAUGAAGUGGUCGUGGGUCACAUCUCUCACCUGCGUCCAGGCGCUGCCACUCCCUCUUCGUCUCCUUGCAGUUCUCAUGCAUUAGUUCCGUGAUGUUGACUGUGCAGUUACUGUGGCUGCUUUGACAUACAGUAUUUUGGGUUUCAAGUUUGCUGUCUGAUGUAGUGUAAAACGUUCUCAAAUUGUUGUAAAUUGUUAAUUAAAGGGAUAGUUCCCCCUGUUUGGAGAUGCAGACAGGAGGCCUACCUCAAAAAAAUCAGUAUCAGUUUAAGUGUACACUAUAUUAAGAAUAUUUUCACCGCUUUACCUUGCUGUCAGACAGCAUUUUUCUUUGCCUAACUAACUAAACUAACUUCCAUAUUCCUACGCCUAUGCAGAUGCAUCUUACCCACUGAAUAAUGCGCCCUUUAAAUAGCAGGAAAAUACUGCGCCAUUGAUUUUAGACCAGAUUUUUGUUGGUCAAUGGUGCUUUCUGCUGCCUCAAGAUAGCAAUGCACCUGACCACAUCUCAUUUUAAGACCAACACUCCCAUGGGUGCACAGAUGGGCGCUACUUACACAACCUGGGCACUGGGCGUGAAAAUGACAACUCUACGUCGGUCAGAAACUAGCAAUAACACUUGCGCUGCGCUGUAUGCCACUUUGCGCCAGAUGUAAGAUAGGGCCCGUUAUCUUAGUGAUGGCUGUGUUGUUUUAUAAUGUCCACAGUUAUAUUCUGAAUAGUAAAGAUACAUGGGGAAUCUCAGCUGCUAGUUAGCGUUGGAGCUCUCAAACAUGUUGCUGGUUUUUCUGUGUCCUUAUGUGGUGGUUUUGUUAAAGUUCUCAAUGAUAUUUUAUACUUUUUCUACCUCUAAGGUUUACCACUGUAUAAAAAAAAAAAGAACAGCCCAUUUUAAGCUUCUUUUGUUCUCCUUUUUUAUUCUGUGUGUGUUAACAUGUGAGACUAUGUAGCUGUGUUCAGCUGUGUUUUUUUUUUUUUUUUUUUUUUACUAGAUUUCUAAAAAAAAUAUAUGCUAUUUAUAUUCUUAAAAAAUAUGUUAACUGCGUAGAACGUAAAAGACAAAGUCUGGUAGAGGAAUGUCUACUCUAUAGGACCGGCUUCCUUGUGAAUAUAAAUAUUUAUCUCAAAAUUAUAUGUAGAUUUGAAUGUGUCUAGAAGCUCUUGAAAGGUACAGGAGGGAGAACCCAGGGCAUCCCCCCAACAACAAAGACAAUGACAGAAGUCAUUUACAUUUCAAACGUUUAUCUCCUGUAAUCAGAAGUGACAUAUGAUUGAAUCACAACAUGUCACUUUUGCACAUUGUCACUACUUGUUACCACCAUCAUUGCUGCUACAAGCAGUUAGGAAAAUACAAGCACAACUUUUUUGUGUAAGACCAGUAAGCAUGGUCGGCAGCAUUUUUGUAAUAUUUUUUGUUCUUUACAGCCCACUGUGUUUGAUUGAAAACUGAUUUUAUUUUAUUGACAGUCUCCAUAUUUAUUGAUUUGGAUCAACAUGUGAAUUUUGUAACCAGCUUUUAAGAUUUGUUAAAGGAAUAGUUUGACAUUUUGGGCUUGAGUAAGAUGAGAAGAUUGAUGCCACUCUCAUGUACUGUAAAUAUGAAACUACAGCCAGCAGCCGGUUAGCUUAGCUUACCACAGAGACUGGAAACAGGGGGAAACAGUUAGCCUCGCUACAGCACAUAACCCCCUGUAAAACAACAACUUGUCAUUUUUACACUUCGGUUUUUGUACAGAUUACACAAACAAGCUUUAAAAUGUUAAUUAGUGAGCUUUAGAGGUGCUGGUAGGGAGAUUUUGUUACCUUUGGACAGAGCCAGGCUAGCUGUUUCCCCCUGUUUCAAGUCUUUAUGCUAAGCUAAGCUAGCCGGCUAUGUGUAGCUACCGCCAAUAGCCUACUACAGCUAGCUACUACAUGCGAGUGGUAUGAAUCUUCUCAUCUGUCAGCAAGAAUGCAAAUAAGUGUAUUCCCCAAAAAUGUCGCACUAUUCCUUUAAACAUUGUGCAUAAGGUUAGACAGCAGUUGGCUGUGAAAUUGGAGGUGUGUGGCCAACAAUGUCAGAUUGAAUCAACAAUUUUUUUUAUUCAGAAUGCUUUUUUUGUCAAUUUCAUAUGUAGAGGCAUCUUUUUCCUUACAGACUACAGCCUUGAGUUACAUUUGCUUUUCUUAUUUCAUAGUAAAGAAAUGUUGCCUUUAAAUUCAAUAAGGUUGAAGAUGUUUUUCUUUGUGUCUUGUUUUUUUUAAUAGCGAUGUUUUCAUUCUACCAUCUGUGGAUUUAUCUGUGUUUUACAUGUUUAUAUUUGCUCUAAUCCUGUGGUUGGUUUUCCUGUCUUCAUUUGGGUUUUACAUGAAGGGCUUCAGGAGGCACGUCACUGACUGGCAGACUUAAAAUCAAUACAAAAAGGCCAUGCAUUUCAAAGUACUACAUUUAUCCUUUUAGCACCUGUUCUCAAUAAACCUCUCUGAAAUGUGCUGCUGACCGAAAUCACUCCUGGCUAUUGUGAGUGUAGACAGUGUUUGUUUGUUUUUUUGUCUUUGCCCAUUCUUAAGUUCAUUUACAGGAAAGUGCACUUACUUUUUGAAGGACUUGAAAAAUACAUCCUAAAACACAACUCUUGAUGAUGAUGAUGUUCCAUUCAUGACUGGGCCAAUUUUGUUCUUGACUGUACUUUUGUUUUUGUUAUGUUGAGAUAUUACCUACAUAGGUAAGAUGGAGUGAUUGAAGUAAUCAGCGGUUUUGGUUUCAGUUCCUCAGAAUAAAAGAGGAUGGGCAUCUUUUUAGGGCUACCAUUUUGUACUGAUAUUUAACAUGCAAGGAAAAAUCCAUAAUAAGUAGAGAAUAUAUGAGAAGAGAAAUUCUCAUGGUAGCAGAAAAGAGACCUGAAUGUAACUAUUUCUUGACUGGAAAAGUCUCAUUAAACCAUAAUUUACAAAACUUUGUCAAAAAAAAAAAACGUACAAUGUGUUUAACAUCACAAACCGAUCAUACUUAAUCGUGAAAGUAUCUGAAAGGGAUUUUUUUUCCUUUUUUGUCUGUCUGUUUUAACGUCACAGUCCAUUUUUAUUUCUCUCAUUUAUUUUUCAUCCUGUUGUCUUGCAGUUGUUUUCUGUGCCAGUGGCAGCUAUAGAUGGGCAGCUUCAGAGCACCUUGCUGGUUAUUAACACAUGUGAAUAGGGUCACAGUUAGAGUCAUUCCAUCACCUUCCAUAGGCCACCAGCGAGCUGUUGUAGUACCGCAGCACUUCAACGCACCCUGCUUCCUAUUUAAACUACACACUCAAUGCAGAGACACAAAAGUAGCGAGGCGUCGAUAUGUAGCUCAGUUGUGCUUUUGUACUUGCUUCUCCCGCUUCCUUCCCCUAUAAUAAAUGCAAAUGGUGAAACAUGA
Messenger RNA from Siniperca chuatsi (mandarin fish), 8479 nucleotides. RefSeq names its product histone acetyltransferase KAT7-like. Gene Ontology annotation, cellular component: nucleus. The transcript is spliced from 16 exons. The record is from RefSeq and is a predicted model, not a curated record. Gene Ontology annotation, biological process: regulation of DNA-templated transcription. Gene Ontology annotation, molecular function: histone acetyltransferase activity; zinc ion binding. The coding region runs from base 524 to 2497 and encodes 657 amino acids. Lineage: Eukaryota; Metazoa; Chordata; Actinopteri; Centrarchiformes; Sinipercidae.